AAUUCACUUUGAAAUAGAUUAUGCCAUUGGAAAAUGAGAUGAAAACUCCACGAUCGUAUGUUGGUCCUACCGGCGUUUUGAGUCGGGCGUUUGCAAUCAUUGUUGUUCUCUAUAUUGGAAUGGGUUUAUUCGGUUAUCUGAGAUAUGGUGCUGCCAUUCAAGAGACAAUCACUCUUAAUCUAGAAGCCCAAAAUAGUGAAAUGGAUAAAAUAUUGUCGCAUGCUGUAAAAGGAAUGCUUGCCUUUGGAAUCUUCAUAACACAUGGUGUUGCAUGCUAUGUAGCAAUCGAUAUUGCAUGGAAUCGUUAUAUCGUCGACAAAAUCUCAAAUGAACGCUAUAAAUUACUGUGGGAAUAUGUUGUGCGAACUGUAAUUGUUUUAAUCACAUUUCUCUUGGCUGAAGCUAUUCCAGACUUGGGCUUAUACAUUUCAUUAUUUGGAGCUUUUUGCUUAUCCACCCUUGGAUUAGCUUUUCCUGCCCUAAUUGAUACCCUUGUUUUUCUGAAAGGUACAACCGGUGCGGCGAGAACGACAAUGAUUGUUAAAAAUAUAAUAAUCACCAUGCUGGGCAUAUUUGCUCUCAUCAUUGGCACAUCAACGAGUAUAGCCGCGAUUGUCGACCAAAUAAAUAAAGAAGUAUAAAUGCGAUCGUUACCAAACAAAUAUGAAUAAAUACACAUAAAUGUACUUAAGUAAGCUCAUUGUUAGGAAAAACAAAAGAGUUUAGACUCAUAAAUAAAUAUCAUCAUUUGGCAUGUUAAAAGAUAAUCAUUAAUAAAGAUAAAACAUUUAUUUGUGAAAAA
Contarinia nasturtii (swede midge) is the source of this 802-nucleotide messenger RNA. Its product is annotated as proton-coupled amino acid transporter-like protein pathetic. The coding region runs from base 21 to 641 and encodes 206 amino acids. The record is from RefSeq and is a predicted model, not a curated record. Lineage: Eukaryota; Metazoa; Arthropoda; Insecta; Diptera; Cecidomyiidae. Gene Ontology annotation, biological process: amino acid transmembrane transport. The transcript is spliced from 4 exons. Gene Ontology annotation, cellular component: vacuolar membrane. Gene Ontology annotation, molecular function: amino acid transmembrane transporter activity.